GAUGUGUAUUUAUUCGUAUGUGAUUAUUUAAUAAUAAUUAUCAUUAUUAGUCUCCAUUAAAGUAUGUGCGUAUCAAACUUUAAUUGAUUCUGUUUGAAAUAUAUCGAAUUAAAAGCCUAAUCUAGAUGGUUUAAUUGUUUUUUUUGACAUUAGUUAUUUUUGAUACCUUUUUGUAUAGAAAAUGCUGAACGAGGAUAACAAAUCCGUUAUCAUUAAUAUACCCAAAAAACGAAUUUAUUCUGAUAAAUUGUUUGUCUCGUCAAUAAAUAAGAAACAAAACGAAGCAACGAGGAAAUGUAGAAGAGAAUUAUCUGAUGUCGAAUUGAAGAGAUAUAAUUUACCGGAAGAAGUAUCUUUGCCUAUAAUUAAACUGAAGCAAUGUGAAAUUAUUUUACCUUUUAAACAUUACCGUAAGCAAAAAGAUAAAAAUCGUUUCAAGCAAAGCUUGAGUAUCAGUAUUUAUGACAAAUAUAAAAUCAUAAGCACUGAUUUGCAAAAGCGUUUACAUGUAGAUCGUCCGUUAAAUGAUAUUUACUCAGUGAUCGAUGUGGACACGGAAUAUUAUAGCUAUUUAGGAGGUCGAGCGUUGCAAUUCGGUAAUCCAGUUUAUAAAUCUCUUCAAGAAUCAAUUAAUAAGAUAUUGCAACUUAAACAUAACACAGGAAUAAAGAAGGAUUGCAUUUUAAACAUAGAAACAAAUUACCGUAAUGAACUAGAUAUUUACGCUUUAUCAGUAAAAAGGCUAACUGAUCAAGCGAAAUACUUUGACACAUUUAUAUCAGAAGAUUAUGAGAAAUCCAUGGGCUUCCUUUCGAAAUGGGAUAAAGUUAAAUACCAAUUAGAUUGGAAGAUAAAGGAGUUACAAAAUUUGGGGAUUGAAAAAUUUACUUUGCAGUCUAGGCUUAUUAGCUUAGAAUAUAAGUACGGUAUUCAGCUUAAAUAUGGAAGAUUUUUGUAUUAUUUAUCACCCCCAACAUGGCGUCUUAAUAAUAGGGAAUUCGCCAGAUCUGUUGAAAUUGAAGCAAAGGGGUUUGACUAUGGAAAUUCUCAGGAAGACGAUACAUUUGCAAUAAUAUUUGAGAAAUUGCGCAAGAUAUGUUAUGGAACACCAAUCAGACCUGUACUUUAUUUUACGCAGCCUAAAGAUCUCAUAGAUGUGUUCGAUGCAAUGGAAAACCAGCAACUUCAUUAUUAUACUCAUGUUAAUCAUUUGACUCCUCACACAAAGAUACUUAAAGAAGGGAUAAAAAAACUUAAAGAAGUUAUUUUUCAAGAGUAUGCGGUAGUCACUAAUGUAAUUAAGAUUUAUGAAAAUCUUUUAAAGUUUAGUGAAGACAGGUGUGCUCAGUUGGAGCUUAAAUUUCAUAAAAUACUAUUUGGAUUGUUCUACAAUAGUAUCGGAGUACCGGAUGUCUUAAAAUUGAUUUCACAUUUAGAAUUUUUUAACUUAACUAAAGAAACUCAGUUAGAACCAGCGGAUGAUGUAAGAGCAGUGGUAGAAAUUCAACCCGAGUUUUAUACAGUUAUUGAAGGACGCCCUUUACGUUGCUUUGACGAUAUUAAAGUUUACAUUAAUAAUAUUCGAAGUUAUGCAAUGAAUCGUCAACAAAUAGGAUACCGAAGAGAUCUGAUUCUGAAAAUUGACCAAAACCUAGCCACAGAAAGUACCGAGCAUGAUAAAAUUGCAGCUAACUUAAAACAACAUAUAAAAAAUUUCCAAAGAUUCCUUACGGAAGACUACAAGAGAUCAUGUAUUAUGGUUUCUAAAGCUGAGAAAGCGUACACAGAGUUAGUUGCAAAAAAUUCUGAAUUUCUUGGAUAUGUAACAGAGCUAACGAUAUUAAAUAACAAAUUGUUUAAACUCGAUGCCAUUCGCAAUGUUUUGAAGACUUAUAGGAGUUACUUGAUAUUUGUCGCACCCCUGUCUUGGCGUCAAUUGCAUGAUGAAAAAUUGAAAAAUAAAGUUCAUUCGAUAGAAUUUGAAAGUGAGGAAUUCGUGACGGACAACGAUUUAGUCGAAACACUAGAUAUAGAUAGGAUGGUAGAGGUAGCUAAACAGGAGCUGCAAAACCCCUAUCCGCCAAAUAUGUAUUUUAAUCGUCCUGAACAAAUGCUAUAUUUAUUUCGAACCAUGGAAUUACAAAGUAGAGAGUAUUUAACACAACUUUCCAAAACAGGCUCUCCUUAUAGACUUUUACAAGAUCGAAUUAAACAUUUAAAAAACGUGACUAAACAAGAACUGGAUUAUUUUCAAUUUUACAUUGACAGCAUUAAUAAUGAAAUAGCUAGAGAAAGCUACAAUGAAAACAAUUUACAAGGAAAGUUUUUCCGGAUUCUCAAUACAACAUUUUAUAACAGUGUAGCUAGUCCGAGUACAUUAAAGUUAAAAAUUUGUAUAGAAUACGUUUAUGAACAAGUAUUCGGUAAAUGUGAGGAAGGUCAUCAAAACUUGCAAGAGCCUAUGAAAAUUUUAGAAGUCAUGUAUGAGGAUUACAAUUUACGUCUUGAUUCAUUAGAUUUCAAGAUUGUUAAUCAAGCUCGAAACGAUUUCUAUGCUCAGGACUUAAGAACAAUGAAAAAUGCUUUCUUAGCUCAGCGUGAACUAAGAGCGUUCCGUGAAAUGACUGUAGCCAUGAAUAAAGCUUUCUUACCUCCAGCACAGUAUAAGAGACCAGUUCUGACGAAAUUCCUUAAUAGCAAAAGCAGAGCGGCAUUAGCAAUUGCAGAACGACGAAAGUCACAAAUGGAUAAUGGUGAACGGAUGCAGCCUCAAAAAUAUAAAAUAAAUCAAGAGGAAAGAGAUGGCUUACUACUAUUUACAGAAUGGUGUGAAGGAAUGAAUCCAGCACCAUAUUUGGCUGAAUAUUAUAAAUUUGUAAAACCUGCUUUUGAAUGGAUACCACGAAAAUCUAUAAUGCCUUAAGAG
Messenger RNA from Maniola jurtina (meadow brown), 2926 nucleotides. RefSeq lists its product as uncharacterized. Bases 182 to 2923 code for a protein of 913 amino acids. NCBI's taxonomy places the organism in Eukaryota, Metazoa, Arthropoda, Insecta, Lepidoptera, Nymphalidae. The transcript is spliced from 3 exons. The record is from RefSeq and is a predicted model, not a curated record.